Messenger RNA from Coffea eugenioides, 913 nucleotides. RefSeq lists its product as uncharacterized. The transcript has 8 exons. NCBI's taxonomy places the organism in Eukaryota, Viridiplantae, Streptophyta, Magnoliopsida, Gentianales, Rubiaceae. Bases 53 to 697 code for a protein of 214 amino acids. The record is from RefSeq and is a predicted model, not a curated record.
UCGCUCAAUUUAGGAGAAUAAAAACGAAGAAAUUUCUCCAAAACAUUUGAAAAUGUCGGCAGCAACGGCGGGAAAAUCAAGCUCGAAGAAGCGAGGCAGUGAAUCAGAUGUUUCGAAAUCGGAGAAGCUGAAGCGAGUCGUCAUUGAAGAUGAUUUCGACGCCGAUCUCUCCAAUGAUAUUAAAGGAAUUAUGACGGCUCUGCAGCAAAUUAGGCAGAAAGCUCAACAGGACGGCCAGAAGAAGAACGAAGAAACUAUUUCCAGUGUGGCAUCAGAGAUCAAGUCAAAUCUUGAUGAGUUGAGAACAAAGCUUGAGAAGGACAGGCAAGCUUUUGCUAAAGCACUAUCAAAGAGCUCAAAAGAGUGUGAAAAUUUGUUGAAGAAUGAAUCUACCAAGUUUCAAGCAGUGUAUGAGAAUUUCUGCAAGGAGAAAACUGUACAUGUGCAGGGUUUGAAGGACGCAAUUUCCAAGUACGAGGAAGAAAAGGAAAAAUUAUUCAUGCGAUAUGAACAAUUAAGGAAGAAAGAGAAGAGUAUGAUAGCUGAACUUGAGAAAGCCUGUGCAAGUAGAAUUACUGACUUGGAGGAGUCGCUGAAGAAGAAGAAACAGGAUGACAAAACUUUUAGCAUUCUGAGAAAGACUCUAGGUUCUUUUCUGGAUAAUGCUUCUGAUGAAGACUUCCCACCAGAUGAUUGAAAUUUUGUCGGAACAGUUGUUUGCCACUUUUACUGACCCCGAAAUGACAAAAAAAUAGCAGUUCUUUCUGUUUUUUGGGUUAAAUCUUAUAUGUAGCUCUCUUCCUCCUAAACACACGUAAUACCCUAUCCUUUUCCUCUAUGCAUUUUGUACAGUAUAUUGGGAUGUUACCAGAUAUUCGUCCAGCUCCCAGUGUUGCCAUAGUUGUGAGUUCAA